Pelmatolapia mariae (spotted tilapia) is the source of this 7632-nucleotide messenger RNA. RefSeq names its product rho GTPase-activating protein 21-like. Lineage: Eukaryota; Metazoa; Chordata; Actinopteri; Cichliformes; Cichlidae. Gene Ontology annotation, molecular function: protein binding; phospholipid binding. Gene Ontology annotation, biological process: signal transduction. The transcript is spliced from 26 exons. The coding region runs from base 549 to 6503 and encodes 1984 amino acids. The record is from RefSeq and is a predicted model, not a curated record.
CGCCGCCAACCGGGACCACAUAGGAGUACACGUUACUUUUUUGUCUCUAUUUGGAGAAAUUUAACAUCGAAGUGAAACAAGCAAAUGAGUGGAAAUGAAUGAGGUUUAAUUUUCGUCGGGUCUCCCUGACGGAGAAAUGUACACUGAAGGGCGUUUUCCGUGUUUUUUCCAGCGUGUUUUUCCUAACAGGUAGUGAGCCUGAGCGCUCAGUCAGUGCAGCUCUGUGAGGAGACUGAAUAUCCCGCUUUGUAAUCUCUUGACAGCCUUUUUAACCCAUCUUUGGCUCGACGGAGGCUUAUCUACUCUCAACAGAAAUAUGGACUGUGUGUUUUUUUUGGAUAUUUUUGGGCGUUAUUUUCUGAAUUUGUAAUAGGUUUGAGCCACUGACGGACAUGAAGAAGGAAGACGGUGUGGAUUAGGAUCUUCCCCUACCCCUUUUUUUCUGUUCUUUUUUCUUUCUAUCUUUCUUUCUUUGGUUUAAUCCCCCCUCCUCUCGUCCUCAAUGUGGGCUCUAAAGGACUUCUUCCCCCUCUGCGGCUUGGAAUGAAAUGAUGGCAGCACGUUGGAGUGAUUCACCCCAGGACAAUGAGGAGCGUAAACACAGAGCCAUAACUCCAUGUGGCAAGGCCAAGCAGAAGGAUGGGCGGGAUCAGAGCGAGGCGUCAGCCGCCGCUUCUCCCGGAGCGGACGACGAGCCUUUUUCCUGGCCGGGGCCCAAGAUGCUUCGCCUGCGCCGGACAUCCCAGGGCUUCGGCUUCACACUGCGACACUUUAUCGUCUACCCGCCUGAGUCUGCCGUCCACAACUCACUAAAGGAUGAAGAAAAUGGCAGCAGAGGGAGACAGAGGAAUCGUCUGGAGCCAAUGGAUACGAUUUUCGUCAAGCAAGUGAAGGAGGGCGGUCCCGCCCACGGAGCUGGACUCUGUACAGGGGAUCGGAUAGUGAAGGUGAAUGGAGAGAGCAUCAUUGGGAAGACAUACUCUCAAGUCAUAGCCUUGAUCCAGAACAGUGAUGCUUUGCUGGAACUCUGUGUGAUGCCAAAGGAUGAGGACAUUUUGCAGCUGUUUUCCAGGGAUAUCACUGCUCUGGCGUAUUCCCAGGAUGCAUACCUCAAAGGAAAUGAGGCAUACAGCGGAAAUGCCCAGAAUAUCCCUGAGCCCCCUCCCAUAUGUUACCCACGGAUAGAAGUCAAGGCUGCAGGCAUGGCUCAGUCAUCAGAGCCUGUCACUGUCACUGAGACUCCCAGAGGGCCAGUUCAAGGACCAGGGAGGCGAGGGGGCGCCACAGAGAAAAGCUAUCGGGUGGAAAUCCCUGUUCCUCCUUCUCCUUCCCAGCAGACGUCAAAGUCUCAGACAGUGGUGUGUGUCUGUAAUGACAAUGUGAGGACAGUGCCCCCUGAUCAGAUUGAGAGGGGGUCUCGGGUGGCUCGGGCUGGACCCAGCCACAGGACUGAGGAAAACCGGUAUGGUCCUGCAACAGAUUCUGGCUCGGCCCGACCAAGACCCCUUAUUCCCUCAGUCCCUGGGAGCGCACAGUUACAGUACCCCUCCUCACGCACCACAGAAAUGCCAGUCUACCCCCCUUCCUCAACUUCUAGACCUGGAAUCUAUCCUGACACCUUAUCUCCACCUGGACGGGCCUCGCAGGACACGUUCUCCACUGCCAUCUCACCCAGCGCCAACCACUACUCACCCUCUCCCACAGCUCCCUCUACCUCCCCUCACCAGAACAUUGACUGGAAAAACUACACCACCUAUAAGGACUAUAUUGAUGCCAAAAGACUGCACAGUUAUGGCUGCCGCACCAUCCAGGAACGCUUGGACACCUUGCGUGCAGCUUCCAGUUCUAGUUCUGUCUACACCCAGCAACGAACAACAUCUCCUCCCGUUGCCAGUCAGAGAGGGGCACUGGAAUCCCAGGUUAGACGCAGGAGUGCAUCCAAUGACCGUGGGGUGGAUACAGGUAGUCAAGGCGCUGCAGUGACAGUUCCUUUGCGCAGCGCCUCCCAGGAGAGGCUAGGAGGCGGGGCAGAGAGGACGAUAACAACUAGGAACUGGCCUCGUAGCGCUUCACAGGAUGCUCUGCCUUUCUCAACCCCAACAGGAGUCACCAAACCUCGUGCUCGGUCUUGUGAUUACCUGGGUCAGCAUCCUGGAGAGCUAGGUGGGCUUCUCUCUGGAGACAGGUUGGGAGUGGAGGAUAGGCUUCAGCUGGGUCAGGGAGAGGAAGCCAGGGCUAGCAGGCAGGGAUCUGACUUGAGGGCUUUACCUCAUCUAAACAGGAGUCUCACUGGACAAGAGGAAGAAGGGCAGGGAUUUUCCAACUCGCCUCUAGCAGCUCCUGUUUUUACUAAAGGUACAACAGAUUCUGCACUACCAUCGAGGACAGAUGGCAUCAUAAUGAGGCCGUCACGUCUGCCUGUCAAAACUGCCAUCUCAGACGCCUCACCUGCCUUAUCUUCCACUAAACCCAUGGACCCUCUAAAAGACCAAAGAGCUAACAUCAUGGGCAACCAUAUGGGCUACUCCUCCCCUCUGCACCUGCAGCUCAGGUCCAGGGCUGACAGUCUGAAAAUAGAGGGCAGGUCAGAGGCGGGGCUAGCAGCCAGAUCCUCCUCUUGCUCUGGUCCUUCAUCUAAACUGCCCACGCAGAGACAACUACAAAGUGUUGGCAGUGCUUCUACCAGUAAUGGAGCUGUCACCCAAAAGCCAAAGGUCAAAGAAACCUCUAGUUCCACUAAGUCUCUUGUAUGGACUAACGGCAGUCUUGCAGAGGGUGUUGAAGGACCUGAUGCUACUGUUGUGGUCCUUAGAAGGGACAAAAACUCUGGAACUGCUCAUGUUCGCCCUCCGUCCUAUGUAAUAGCUGUUAACGACAACCAGAGAGGAGUGACUCAUAAGUCACCACACUUAGUGAAGGCAGGCUCUGCAGAUGCAGCGAUGUGCUGGACAUCUAGUGACAGCUACAGGGAGAUGCAUCUAAGAAGGCUGGGAGACACACGGCAAAAGUCCGGAUCCAACAACUUGGAUGACUCUCUGGAUUCAAUCCCCUUCAUAGAUGAACCUUCCAGUCCAAGCAUCGACCUGGAGAGUGCGCACAUCCCCGCCUCAGCCGUGAUAUCUGGAACGCCCGUCAUCACCACCAUCCCAGCCAGCCCCCCUUCUCCUUCCCCUCUCAUUCGCCGCCAGCUGUCACAUGACCAAGAUUCUCUCCGUCUCACAAUUAUUGAGUCAGAUUCUGGUACUAAAACUGAGCGCUCCAAGUCGUACGAUGAAGGCCUCGAUAACUACCGGGAAGAAGGCAAAGGGCGGUCCUUGAUACCUGGUCUGAAAAGUCUUAUGAAGGCUGUGGACAGGUCAUCGGAUGAUUCAGGGUCAAGGAGAGAUUCCUCAUCAGACGUCUUCUGUGACGCCACCAAGGAGGGAUUGCUGCAUUUUAAGCAGCUUCAUACAGAAAAGGCCAAGCGUGUCGGAGGCGGCAUGCGGCCGUGGAAACAGAUGUACGCCGUGUUGAGAGGAAACUACCUCUGCCUAUACAAAGACAAAAAGGAGGGCCAAGCACACGCCAACUGCCAAGCAGUGGAUGAGCCGCUGCCGAUCAGCAUCAAGUCCUGCCUGAUUGACAUCUCCUACAGCGACACGAAGCGGAAGAACGUCCUGAGGCUGACCACGUCGGACUGCGAGUACCUUUUCCAGGCUGAGGACCGGGAGGACAUGCUGGCCUGGAUCAGAGUCAUACAGGAGAACAGCAACCUGGAUGAGGAGAAUGCCGACUUCACUAGCCACGACCUCAUCAGCAGGAAGAUCAAAGAGUACAACACCUUGAUGAGCCCGACUGGCAGCAAGACGGAGCCGUCUCCCAGAACUUCACGCCAGUCGCUAAGGCAGACGCUGCUGGGAGGGAAAGGAGAGACCAAAGCAACAAGUCCACACUCACCCAAAGCUGAGCAGGAGAGGAAGAACAUGCACAAAGAUGACACCAGCCCUCCCAAGGAUAAAGGGACAUGGCGAAAGGGCAUCCCAGGACUGAUGAGGAAACCUUUCGAGAAGAAGCCGUCUCCUGGAGUCACGUUUGGAGUGAGACUGGACGACUGUCCUCCUGCACAGACCAACAAGUUUGUGCCUCUGAUUGUGGAGGUUUGCUGUAAGCUGGUGGAAGAGAGGGGGCUGGAGUACACGGGCAUUUACAGAGUUCCUGGAAACAAUGCUGCGAUCUCCAACAUGCAGGAGGAGCUCAAUAACAAGGGCAUGAAUGAUAUCGACAUCCAAGACGAUAAAUGGAGGGACCUCAAUGUGAUCAGUAGUUUACUCAAGUCCUUCUUUCGGAAACUCCCCGAGCCCCUGUUCACCAAUGAGAGGUACACAGAUUUUAUAGAGGCCAACAGGAUAGAGGACCCAGUGGAGAGACUCAAAGUGCUGAAGAGACUGCUUCACGAGUUACCGGCUCAUCAUUACGAGACCCUCAAGUUCCUCUCAGCUCACCUGAAAACUGUGGCUGACAACUCUGAGAAAAAUAAGAUGGAACCGAGGAACCUGGCCAUCGUGUUCGGCCCCACUCUGGUGCGCACCACCGAGGACAACAUGACCCAUAUGGUGACGCACAUGCCCGACCAGUACAAGAUAGUGGAGACCCUCAUUCAAAAUUAUGAUUGGUUCUUCACUGAAGAUGGAAAUGGAGAGCCAGUGACUGUGUCCCAGGAGGAGAGUGCAGUGGAGUCUCAGCCUGUCCCCAACAUCGAUCACCUGCUCACCAACAUCGGCCGUACAGGCACAUCGCAGGGUGAAGUAUCAGAUUCCCCAACUAGUGACUCAGCUAAAUCAAAGGGUUCCUCAGGGAAGGAUCAGUGCAGCAGAGACCUCCUGGUCUCCUCCAUCUUUGCUGUAGCCAGCCGCAAAAGAAAGAAGUCAAGGGAGAAGCCGCAGCCUAGCAGCUCAGACGAUGAUCUGGAUUCUGUAUUCCUCAAGAAGGAAAUCCUUGGCCAGAAGCCAAACCAGCAGACCGAGGCACAGGGCGAGACUCGUCCCAGCCCUAACACCAAACCCAGCACGAAGCAGCAAGCACGGACAGAAGAGAGGAAGGAGAAUGGGAGGACAGUGGAGCUCACACCUAAAGCUAAGAGAGAGCACCGAAACUCCUUAUUCCUGAGGGAGAAGAUUACCCCCAGACGCUCCUCACCUUCACCUUUACCUUCCCCAAAGAUUUCCAACUCUCUCAGCAUCAGCUACCAAACAGCUCCUCAGGGAAAAUCCUCAUUGUCAGACCCUCCGUCCCAGCUCGAUGAAAACACCUCAGACCUUGGGACCAUGAGCUCUGGAGCAUCAGUGCCACGAUCCAGACCGAAAAAAUGGACUGCAGGAGUGUCCCCUGAUCUGCCAGCAGGAGCCGCUCUGGGAGCAGGUGCAGGGGCGUCCGCUGGCGCAGAGGUGAGCUCUAUCACCUCUGACUACUCCACCACCUCCUCUAUCACGUUCCUGACUGGAGCGGAGUCAAGCGCGCUCAGUCCAGAGCUGCAGGGUGGUGAGGAGGCAGAUGAUGAGCGCAGUGAGCUCAUCAGCGAGGGACGACCGAUGGAGACAGACAGCGAGAGCGACUUUCCAGUUUUUGCUCCAGGCGGCGGCAGCAGCCAGUCCACACCCCGCCCAGCGCAAAGUCAAGAAAAGGCCAAAGGGGGCAGUGCUAUCGAAGGGGGCACCUCACCAAAACUGGAAGCACGCCGGCUCUUCCCAACACACCGCAUGAUUGAGUGUGAUACCCUCUCAAGAAGGUGGUCCCUGAAACAGAAAACAGACAGUGAAUCGUCAGUGGAAGGGGCUGCUGGCAGCGGGGAGCGCAGCGAGGGCAGGGCGGAGUCUUCCAGCCGGUUGUCUCGAGUCCUGGAGGUGAUGAAAAAGGGCCGAUCCACAAGCAGCCUCAGCUCUUCUUCGCGCAGUGAGUCGGAGCGAUCCGAACCAGCCUGGCACCUUAAGAUCACAGAGAGGCUCAAGUUUAGGCUACGAACGUCCGCUGAUGACAUGUUUACUCAGAAGAACCGAUCUCCCGACGGUCGCAGUAAGAAGAAGAACAUCCGACGGAGGCACACCAUGGGUGGGCAGAGAGACUUCGCAGAGCUGGCAAUCAUCAACGACUGGCGGGAGCAAGGUGGGGUGGACCAGGCGGCCGAACUCUCAGCUCUAGACCGCCUGAAGCCUAGAUGCUCCUCUCAGGACUUAUCCAUUCGGGACUGGAUUGCGAGGGAGCAAAGCAGAGGCUCCGAGCCAAGCGUCGAGGUUGCGCCCAAAGCGGUGCCUGAGGAUGAUCACGCAGAAGUGCAUGAAGAAAGACCUCCCGAAAGACCUCCACCUCCACCGCCUUCGGACUCCCCUGGGGCUCAGCCUCCAGCCGGGGAGCACAUUAACGGCAGAGGACUGCAAAGCAAAAACAAAGGCUCCUUAGGGGACGACGCUCACCCACACAAACUCUCUGGAGCGCAAGUUGUCCGCUCACGGUUCUACCAGUAUCUGUGAAACGGAAAACAAAAAACAAAACCGGGAUGAAUGUGUACGUGUAUGAAUGUGGGUAUUUUAGCUGAGGUUACUGCACAAUAUUUUUUCUACAAAGUAUACUUUAUGUAUCUACUGUACAUACUUAUUAUGAUUGUUACUGGAAUUCGACUGAAGAGAUGUCUAACUCUGACUCAUCGGCCAUACUGGAACAGACAUGGAAACAAAAACACAGACUUUUCUCCUGUAAGAUGGAACCCAACGAGUGCAAGAAUGUGACUUUAAUAGGACACGAUGACAAAUAUAAGGGUCAACUUGAGUAUUACUGAAGAAAGCAGGUGCAAGAGUUUUUUUUAAAUAAGGAAUCAUGACUCAGUUCUUCCUCUUUGGAGCGGUAUGAAGAAUGUAUUACACUUUUUGGACUAACAUGAGUUGCUUGUGACAAUAAUGUCUUUUUCAAAACGGCAUGUCUGUGUUUUUCUCGGCUGUACUUGAAGUACGUGGAAGUGACUGAGGGCUGCUUUCUGAGCUGAGUGCUGUGGGAAGUUUAUUUUUUUCUUUUUAUGUUUCUUGUUGUUUUAUUUUGUAUUUUCACAGCACACUCACAACAGCCAGAUAUUAGCUUGAGGAACUGGGGGAUUAUUAUAGUUUUAUGAAAUAAAAGACUGAGAAAACAGUAAUAAAAUGCUGAUACUACAGUAUGUAAUGCUUGGUACAGUAGUUUUGUGAAGUUAUAGUCCAAAAAGUGAGUUUUUACAUACGAAAAAAAAGUGCCUCUUUUAUUUGUUUUGUUUUUAAACUGUUUUUAUGGAUGGUUGGAAACACAAGGAGGGUCAUUUUUUUUCUUUUAACCUCACAGGCAUUCCAGAUUUUAUCCUGUUUUUAGUUAAACUCACAGCAGCAUUGGAGCAACAUCAGAUUUUUAUCGCAGUUAUGUUUCAUUAUAGUUUUAUCCCCCCCCCCCCACCCCGGGUUUUGCAGUAAAAUGGAACGGGUGCUUUAAAAAGCUGGGAGAAAAAAAAAUCAUGUCUGAAACUGCAUGAGACAAUGUUUGCUGAAGAGUGAACAUCUCGCCCGUGUUUACAGAAAAACAUGGGCGCAACACCACCUCCUCCCCUCAACAAACACUGGAAAUAAAUAACCUUUAUUUAGA